This is a messenger RNA of Sitophilus oryzae (rice weevil), 1627 nucleotides long. RefSeq lists its product as uncharacterized. The record is from RefSeq and is a predicted model, not a curated record. The transcript is spliced from 6 exons. Lineage: Eukaryota; Metazoa; Arthropoda; Insecta; Coleoptera; Curculionidae. Bases 131 to 1123 code for a protein of 330 amino acids.
AGUUCAAGGUACCCGAAGAACCAUUUGCGCUUCUUAUCUUUGACGCCGCAAGUCAGUUCCGCGACGCCUUACACCCAUAUGACUAGUGAUUUACUUUGUAGUGACAAAAGCAGUCGUUAGAGUUUUGAGAAUGUAUAGAAAAUCAAUAGGCUGGGGCCUAUUGGCCCUGCUUUUCAGCAAUUUGGUGAUGACGACAGUGGCGUACCCUAACGCCCACCCUCACCCAGUCUACAGACAAAACAGGGAAGUGAGCCAACAGCAACAAGUCGCAAGCCAACCAAGAAUCGAACGAAAACUGGCUGCCAAGCCCAAUGCCAUCAAAAAGGUCGCCCUGGACGACUUGGACGACGUUCAAACAAACGAAAUAUCCGAAUCGACAUCAGUGGCGGAAGGUGGGGGAUUCUCCUGGUCGAAUUUACUAGGUACGAUACCUUCGAUUACCGGCAUGGUAAUGCAGAUGAUCUUCAAUCCUGGUGGAGCAGCGGCCACCAAUCCCAGCAAAUCCGAGGGCUUAGAUGAGGGUCCAGUUGUGCCAGCUUCUCCUUGGACCCAGUUAUUGGCUGUAGGAUUGAAAAUCCUCUCAGCUUUCUUAGGGGGUGCUGGCCAACCCCAAGGUGACGGUAUUGAUAAAGUAGAUAACGGAGGAUCGCCUUUACAGGGUGUGCUGGCGGCGGUCUUAUCUACAGUGGUGGGGAGCAGAGAUCCGCAGCAAGUGAAUAUGUUGGCAAAACAGGCCGGGGAGUUUAUUAACAUCGUCGUGAACCUUCUGGACGCUCUAAAGACAUCCUUUUCCCACCGUUCCUUCUCGGCUCACAGCACAGGACGCAAAGAUUCAGUCAGUGAAGCCGCCAUUGCCGGUAUUUCCAUGAUGAAGGGCUACGUAAGGUCCUUGAGCACUGGCCAGAGCAGUUGUAUGGCCAAGUACAUGUGCCAAGCUAACCAGGAAUGUUCUUCAGAUGUCGGACCGACGUCACUGUUCUGUCAUAUCGGAAGCUACACCGCCAGCUUCAUUCUAGAUAGAUCGUCGUCAUCGAAAGCCUUCGACAUACUGUACGAAGCAAGCAGGCGAGGCAGAUCAGGAGAUAAUUGCCAACAAGCGUAUCUGGAGUGCAACGAAGUUUAACGCGAUUCCGAUAUUUACAGACUUAAUAAUUUAAUACACGUUUUAGAAUUUCAAAUGAUCGAAGAACGGAAUCGAUAGGAUCGACCUCACAUCCAUUAUGUACGUUCUUCAAUUUCAUGAGGCGAAUCACCUAUCCGUUAGACCUUAAUUAAUUGAUUUAGAGUCAUUAUUAACACUCACACAACUGAAAAAAGGGCAUUUAAAAUAAAACUCUAAAAUUGAACAUGCAAUUUUUGAAUAUUAUUCAAAAUUAAAAGCGUUAAAAUUUAAUUUUAACGGAUCUGUGAUUCAUUAGUUUAAAUACAUAAUGUUCGUGAUGAUACAAAAAACACCAUAAUUAAAAUAUUAUUCAUUGUAAUUUAAAUAAAUUAUUUAAAGUUUGACCGAUAUAAAAGUAUUUCAUGCAUUCUUAAAUAAAAAAAACGACUGUAAUUGCUAUAUAGUUAAGUGUUUUUAACGAAAUGUAAUUUAUUUAUUUAUUUGUAAUAAAGUAUUUUGCACGAA